This is a messenger RNA of Salvelinus sp. IW2-2015, 750 nucleotides long. The record is from RefSeq and is a predicted model, not a curated record. Lineage: Eukaryota; Metazoa; Chordata; Actinopteri; Salmoniformes; Salmonidae.
UUGAACGGACUACGUUCAGUGUCACACUCAGUGCUACCGACGGUUAGGUUUUAAAACUGUUGUAAGCCUUUUAACUUUGGAAACCAUCUUUAAAACAAACACUUAGCUAAUUGACUACUUUUGUAUGAGGACGAGAUGCAAUGUCAAAAUCCCAGCGAAAAUGGUCCCCCUCUCCUUCUUCCCUCUCUGCGUCUCUUCAUUCCACCACUGCGGCUUGUCUCUGCAGCCAUGUGGCAAGUGGUUCAGCGAGGAGACGUUCAAGAUUAUGGGAUGCUGGAGGAGUUUGUCACCACGGUGACCGAGAUUGUGCCAGAGCUUUUGAGUUGCAGUCAGAGGGCCCAACUCAUUCUGGGGCUUCGAGCAAGGAUGGUUCUGGAGUUGUGUCGCACUGAGCAGACAGCAGACCAAGACAUUCAGCAACACCUGGACAGGAUCCGAAGCCUCAUAUCCACUGGGGAAGCAGAGUCARGUGAUGCAGAGGUGGAAUUAUCUGAAUCAAACUUUGUGGAGCUGGUUGAAUCUCUGUUGAAAGACCCAAGUGAAAGGGAGAACUUCUACCAGGAUGUGUUCCCUGUGGAAUUUGGGCCCAAGUAUGACACUGCAAUACAGAUGCUGAUGUUAGAAUUCCUUUCCAGACUUGAGAAGUUACUUCCCAUACCAGACCUUGAACAGACUGCCUCCUUGUUAAAUGCUGUCCCCUCUGCCCUGGAGAAAUGUGUACAGUUUGUACCUGACCCCAUACAACCUUGA